GGUCAGCAGUAGUCACUAGGACCCCGCAGAUGUCUGUGAGGGGAUGGCAGCAGCAGGGCAGCACUGAGCAUGUGCGGACUGGGGCUUCUCGCCUGCUGCUCAGUUAGUUACUGAUAUAAACAGCUGGAGGUAGUGGAGCCCACAGAAUGCAGGCACCGAGCACCGUGUGACUGCUGAGUAGAUGGCACCCGGGGCACGGGCACACCAGGCUGGCACAGGAGCCGAAUUUCUCCUCUCCUUCUGCAUAGCCUAUUGGAGUGUUACUUUUUCCUCCUCCCGUAUGUCACAGAGGCUGUGAAAUACUUCCAGUAAGUUAAGAAUCCAAGAUUAUGGAGCAGACCUUUGAAACUAUUGAACAGAAUUUACAAAGGUGUAGUCAUACAUAGCUAAAAUGUGGCUACGUUUCAUGGGAACUGUAAAUGGACCUGAGCUGAAUUUUCUGAAGGAUAUUAUUUAAGAAAAUAAAUUCAAACAAUUUGUUUGGUUUCUUUUCAUUUUCACCUUUUUUUUUUUUUUUUGUUUUUUUGUUUUUUGCAUUCCUUAGUUUUUUGGCGAGGGCAUGGCCAAACCUUUUUUUAGUCUACAGAAAUUCCUAAGGCGGGCUCAGUUUUUUCUCUUCUUUCUCACCAUUGCCUACUUAAUGGCUGGAAGUCUGCUGCUUUUACAAAGGUCUUACCUGGUGAUUCAGCAAAAUAACAGAGGAACUGCUAAUGUGCAGGGCUCAGCAGUUGAUGGUUUGAUGCCUCUUGAUAGAUAUCUGGAACAAAGGAUGUUUCGAUCUUCAUACUGGAAUACAAAAGGAUUAGCAGGUGGAAAUAUUCAAGAGAAACAAGAAAGUAAUGGUUUACUUGACCAGCCACUUUGGCUGAUCUCACGAAAUUCAGAGUUAAGGCAGCUGAGAAGAAGAUGGUUUCAUAAUUUUGUGGGUGAUCGAGAACAUGGUCAGGGUGUACCCCCAAAACUACAGAAGCACACAACUGUAAAUAAAGGUACGUACAUUGGAUGCUUCAUAGAAAAUGCCGAAGAUAGGACUCUGAAGGCUACGGUAUUCUAUGAUCUGAGGAAGAUGACCAUAAGUCAUUGUCAGAGUGCCUGUGCAGAAAGAACAUAUAUUUAUUCAGGUUUGUCCUAUGGAUCCGAAUGUUACUGUGGCAACAGUCUGCCCCCAAACCGAGCCAAAGAAGAAGAAUGCAACAACGAGUGUAAAGGAGAGAAAGGUUCUGUCUGUGGAGGUGUUAGCCGUCUCUCAGUCUUCCAGCUAGAGAAACUACACACCGUGGUCAAGCAGAGAAAGAAUUCUACUUAUCGGGGAUGCUAUAGAGCUCCAGAAAACGGGACAGAUGUAUUUCCUGCAUCGUUUUACAACAUCUCUACAGAUAUGUGCUUAGAGUUUUGCUCUGCUAAAGAAUACCCCUUAGCCAUUAUCCAAUGGCCGGAAUGCUUCUGCGGUUACCCUGAGGUUCAGUUUAACCUUUAUGAACGCCUGGAUGACUAUCUUUGUUCUGGGUCCCUGAAUGACAGCAGUGGAUCAGAAGUCCCAAGAGAUGAGAAUUAUUAUUCAGUCUACCAGACUCCCAUACAAGAUACUCGUUGUACCACAAGGAGGUUCCUACCUACAAAGUCAAAAGUGUUUAUUGCCUUGUCGAGCUUUCCCGGUGCAGGAAAUACAUGGGUGAGACAUCUUAUAGAGCAUGCCACAGGAUACUACACUGGAAGCUACUACUUUGACGGGACCUUGUACAAUAAAGGCUUUAAAGGCGAAAAAGAUCACUGGAGGAGCGGCCGGACAAUAUGUGUAAAGACUCAUGAAAGUGGCAAGAGAGAGAUUGAAAUGUAUGAUUCCUCCAUUCUACUGAUUCGAAACCCUUACAAAGCCUUGAUGGCAGAGUUUAAUAGGAAGUGUGCGGGUCACCUAGGAUAUGCAACAGAGACACACUGGAAAAGUAAAGCUGGGCACUUGGGACUUUUUUCAGCAAAUAAAAGUGCUUUUCCUGGACAUGGAAUAAAGACACAAAGUACAGUACACACAGAAUGGCCAGAAUUUGUUAACAGCUAUGCAUCAUGGUGGGCUUCACAUGCCCUAGAUUGGCUUCAGUAUGGAAAGAAACUUCUUGUUGUUCACUAUGAAGACUUAAAGAAAGAAAUUAUUGGAAAUCUUAAUGAAAUGGUGUCCUUCCUUGGUGUCCCAGUAAACAAGGAUCGUCUCCUUUGUGUAGAGAACAACAAAGAUGGGAAUUUUAAGCGAAUAGGAUCCAACCAGACAGUUGUGGAUCCAUUCACACAAGAAAUGAAGAACACAAUAGAUGGAUAUAUCAGGACGGUAGAUAAAGCACUUAAAGCCAGAAACUUUACAGGCUUACCAGAGGAAUAUAUGCCGAGAUGAUAUCGGGAAAACAAGCAGUCUUUUGAGCUUGUAAGACUUUAUACACUACUGACAACUGCAGAAUCUCUCCACUGUCCUAUGUGCUUCUAAGAAGCUCCAUGUUGAAAUAGAAACAAAGUAAAGAAUAGUACAGAGCUGGCUGUAAACCAAGGCUGAAGCUAUUAACAUCUUUCUAUGUCUGUUCCUCCACUGUAAUGAUGACUGGGAGAUGUACACUUGUACAAUGUGUUUUCUGGACCUGGCUCCUUUGUUGAUGUGUGCUGCCUUUUAGCAAUAUUUUUUCAGGAAUAGUUUCAAAUGUUGCAGAGCCAGAACCUGCAACUGUCAGAAUUUCCUUCUGUAAAAAAAUAAAAAAAUAAAAUAAAGGUUGGGAGAA
Bufo gargarizans (Asiatic toad) is the source of this 2759-nucleotide messenger RNA. RefSeq names its product WSC domain-containing protein 1-like. Gene Ontology annotation, molecular function: sulfotransferase activity. The record is from RefSeq and is a predicted model, not a curated record. NCBI's taxonomy places the organism in Eukaryota, Metazoa, Chordata, Amphibia, Anura, Bufonidae. The transcript has 10 exons. Bases 560 to 2383 code for a protein of 607 amino acids.